Molecule: messenger RNA, 1076 nt
Organism: Lucilia sericata (common green bottle fly)
Lineage: Eukaryota; Metazoa; Arthropoda; Insecta; Diptera; Calliphoridae
Product: syntaxin-4-like
Exons: 5
Coding region: 543-1076 (177 amino acids)
Biological process (GO): vesicle-mediated transport
Cellular component (GO): membrane
Source: RefSeq, a predicted model, not a curated record
UGAUGUCACGGAUGACUGAUAUCAGUCAUAGUGGGAGGGUAGCCUGUACAGGAACUUUCCAUCUAAUCCUGGAGACUUAAGUCCACUGAAGUAAAGUGUGUCAUCUUUGUCCGAUCGUCCAAAGUCAGUCCGCUAAAUACACCAGGUGAUACGAACAAGAAUACUUUUUUUUUUUAAUUUAUAUGGCACGAAUUUGUUAAUUGUGAAAACCAGCGGAAAAACAACCCCCCCAAUCCGGCGAGCUACAGCCGCGGCGAAGACCAGUGUGCCAUAUCCGCUCAACCACAAGGAGGUCUAUCACAAAUUCAAUGUACUAUUUGAGUUUUUAAGUUAGUAAUCCAAAGCCAUAAUCUUAAACAAGAAAAUUGCGAUCAAUUUUACUCGAUCAGGGGUAUUAUCGUCAUUCGGCCCUAAGUGUUAGUAUUUUUAAUAAUUUUUAUGUGGAAAAGUUAUUAGACAAGUAUAAAUCAUAAAUUAUAGACCCGUGCAUUUUCGAAAUAAACAAAAAAAAUUGAAAUGUUCUUAAACAAUAGAUCAAUAAAAUGAUACGCGAUCGUUUAUCUGAACUUAAAGAGGUGAUGUGUUCUAUACACGAUCCCUCAGAAUUCCUGGUUAUAAUUGAAAAUGACGAAACUGAUGAAUGUUACGAACGUGAACACAGUCCGGCAAUGGAUGGCUUAUUUAAAAUGUACAAUAAAAUACCCAAUGAAUUCGAUUUAAUAUUAACCAAUAUUGAUACAAUGAAAAUAAUGAGCCAGGCAAAGAAUUCCAAAAAUUUUGAUGACAAAGAAUUUUAUAAAGUACGUUUGAAUACCCUACAAAUUGGCAAUAAACUUAUGAAUAAAUUUCAAUCAAUACGUAAAAAUUUGCCAGAAGAAAAUGACUACAGUACCAUGGCACGUAUGCAACGUUCCCUUUAUUAUGGUUUCUUUGAGAACUAUGUGAAAAUUUGGACUAAAAACGAUCAAUCUUUCAUGAAUAUUGGCACUUUAGUAAAUUAUGAUCUUACGGAAGAAGAAAUUGAUACUCUAAUAGCCCAUCGAGUUACCACUUUAUAUGAUGCCAAUGUGAGUUGA